AUGAGUGAAUAUUCUCCAAUUGAAUAUAUAAAAGAAGACGAAGAAUUACCAACAUUUCUUGUUAUGUCUGCACGAUUUUAUAUGGGUUUACAAGUUGAUGCAAAACGUUUUCUUGUUGAUUUACCUUCUCUUGCAAUAAGUUAUUUAAUUUUUUCAUUAAUUCCAUCAUCUCAAUCUAUUCAUGAAAAUAAUCUUAUUCAAACUGAAAAUCAAUUUCAAGAUUUUAUUAAUAAUCUUUGCAUAAUAACACCAACAAAUCAAUUACCUGAACUUCAACAAAUCUUAGUAGAAAUCAACACUAUCUGGCAAAAUUUGAAUACUGCUGAACAUAUAAAAACUUCAUUAGAUAUAUUACACAUACGUAAACAUACAAAUGAAAUGCAGCUAAUAGCAUAUCGUUGGAAAAAUUUUUAUUUACUUAAUUCGAAUAAUAAAAAUCAACAACGACAAACUAUAUGUGAAGAAUUAACAACGGUAUUUUUUUUUCAUUUCUCAUUACCAAAUACUAAAUCAGUUAUUGUGUUUUUUUUAUUAUUGCAGGAUCAAAAUAUAUUAUCUAUUAAUGAUAGUACAUCUACAACAAUUAUUGAUAAAAUGAGUAAUCUAGAGCAAACAGUUAUUCAACGAUUACGAUGGGCUGCUGGUGCUGAUCCAUUAGUUCAAGAUGUAUUUGAUAAAUUUGAAAUUCGACAAAAAGAACGUGCUAAUCAAAUAGAUGUAUACAAAGACAAAAAAAAGACAUCUUUUCAUUUUUUUUCUUCUUAA
Molecule: messenger RNA, 765 nt
Organism: Rotaria sp. Silwood2
Lineage: Eukaryota; Metazoa; Rotifera; Eurotatoria; Philodinida; Philodinidae
Source: the annotation of a GenBank genome assembly